AGCUGUAUAUAAGAGGAGCAAGAGAGAGAGAGAGGCAGAAUUACAGAGUGUCAGAGUGACGGACAGAAAUACAGAAAAAGCACAGCAAGUUCUGAUAUACUGCGGCGCACAAUCCACGUCGACAUUGUACUCUGAAGCAAAGAAAUGAAUAACUUUCAAGCUUUGCUUUUAGCUGCACAACUCAAAGUCACAGUCCCCCCAACAGAAACACAUCCUAUAAUACAGUGUAUUAAUAAGAAGGACACCAAGAAGCUGAAAAAAUUGAUAAAGGACAACAACAUCAAUGAAGUUUACCCAAGCAGAGAGAAGAAUGAUUAUAUAACUCCACUGAUUGCUGCUGUUGUAAAUCACAAUUGUGAUAUUUUUACUUUCCUACUACAAGAGGGUGCAGACCCAAACAAGGCUUCCCAAACUGGCUUUACACCUUUACAUUAUGUCUCACUAUCCAAAGCACCACUUCUUUUUGUGGAGAAACUGCUUGAAGCAAAAGCUGAUCCAAAUGGAGGGAUUCUCAGAAAGAUAAUCACACCACUGCAAACUGCUGCCAUCAAUGACAGAGAUGAUGUCCUGAAAGUGCUCAUUUCUGCUGGGGCAGAGGUAACAUUGUUACGUCUCACUGAUCCUAAACAUAAUAUUCACAAUGAAAAAAUAUCUCAGAUGAUUCAUAACCUUGCAUCAAAAGGAGAUGAAUUAUGCUCCAAAAUCAGAUAUUUUUUGGAUAUGGAAGUAGCUGUGCAAUCAGGGGGACCGCCUGACAAAGUGUUCAAAACCUUUGACAGUCACAUGUUGCUGGAGGAACCUCAGACCCAUCUGACCAUGAUUGAAGAACUUUUUAAUUUAAAUGGGCCAGAUGCAGAAAAAUACCGCCAGGGAUGUAUCAAAUGGCUGAAAGACACUGGAAAUCUGAACUCCUACAUUGCAGAUGCUGUCUGUCGCUUUCCAAACAUUCCCCAGGAACAUGUACCUCUGGCCAUUGGUAGUUUAUAUACGGUUUUCUGCACAAUGGAAGACAUACCAAAUGAGCAAGCUUUGGCUAUAAUCCCCCAACUACUGAACCAGCUUUGCUCAAUAGAGAUACCUGAUAUAUGUAAAGUUGUUCUGCAAACACUAUAUGUGAUCACACAGAAAACAAAAGGCACAAAUAGCUGGGAUCCCAACUUUAUUGAGAAGUUAUACAAGACAGUUGCUCCUUUUGUAAAGGAUGAACACUCCUCUGGCAUUAGAGUCUACACGUAUGGCAUAUUUGCAAACUUGCUUUCAGUUGAACAUGCAGCCAACAUCUUUACCUCUGUGGGGAUAACUUCAGUGCCUGAGGACAUACUGACAUCUGCAGAUAUGAACAUGAAUGACAAGCUGAAAGAAGUCCUCAGAAGACUGAAAAGUAAUUUCACCAAACCAAACUCAGAAUGUGAGGAUGUCGCAGCCUCACCUGGAUCCAAGAAAAAGAAGAAAAAGAAGAAGAAAAAGAAGGAGAAGUCCGAAAAGCAAGAAAACCCAAAUGAUGAAGUGUGCACUGAUCUAACAGCGGCUCCUGUUGUGAAGUCAACUUCAAAUGUGAAGCCAUUCGACUGCGACACCACUACGUCAUCAGUAACACACAAAUGGCUACAAAUCAGCAAGAGGUGGAGAGGGAAAUUAGAGAAGCUUCUGAGCACUGAUGAAAGUAAAGUAACCAGAAUUGGCAGCAUGAUUUAUGUGAAUGAUGCAGAAUUCCGCAUAGCGAAGGGAAGUGAUGGUACUGAAGUCUUCUUGGGGCUGAGAGAUGAUGGCACUGAAGUUGCUAUUAAGAAAAUGACUAAAUGCAACUAUCAGGUGCUGAAGAAUGAGGAAGGAUUUCUACGACUUCCAGAGCUUGAUCAUCAAUCUAUUGUACGAUAUGUUGAUGCUGCGGAGGAUGAGAACUUUGGAUAUCUUGGUCUUCAGCUUUGUGAAUACACCUUGGAAGAAUACAUCAGAAAUAUUGAUGGUGGUCUCCAGAUAAAGAAACUUGUCAAUCAGGUUCUCGAGAGUUUAAAGGUGCUUCAUUGUCAAAGUCCUCCAAUUCUCCACCGGGAUCUCAAACCACAGAAUGUUUUGAUCGAUGUUAACGGGAGGGCAAGACUAGCUGAUUUUGGCAUAAGUAGACGGUUAACCAAAGGCCAAACAACUCAUCGCACAGGCAGUGCAGGAACAAAAUGCUGGAUGGCCAAGGAGACUUUAGCAGAAGGUGACAUACCAUACAAGUCAAACACUGACAUACAGGUGGCAGGGAUGCUGAUUUAUUAUAUCCUCUCUGGAGGACAACAUCCUUUCGGCAAUUCCUUUGAAUGUGAGGGAAACAUUUAUAAAGGGAAGUACAGUUUGGACCAUGUUCAAGAUGUGGUGGCAAAGGAUCUCAUUGAGUGGAUGAUCAAUGAAGAACCAAAGAACAGACCUAAAGUGGAGGAAUGCUUGAGUCAUCCCUUCUUCUGGACCUCUGAAAGGAGAGUUGAAUACUUGAGAAGGAUUGGCAACAGGGAGGAGGUGGCAAACUGUCGAAAGGCUGACCAGGAACUGGUUUCUUCUUUGGAAGAAUGUACCAGUGAUGGAUCCUUCAAACAGUGGAGAAAUGAGUUUCCACCAGAGUUGGUCCAGAAGAUGGAUGCCAAGAAGAAAGCCUAUCCAGACAACACACUGGGAUUACUGCGCUUCAUACGAAACCUCCAUGAGCACUAUGCCGAGGAUGCAGCCCAAGUUGAUGUGAUGAUGAUAUUUCCUGAUCUCUUCGGAUGUGUUUACAAGUUCGCCAAGACCCAAGGGUGGAACUCCGAGACCCCCUUGAAGGAAAUGUUUCGAAGAGAAGACAUCAGCACCAGCUUUACAAGGCUGUCCAUCAGCCCUGAUGAGCGUCUGGGUGUCCCAGUUCAAGAGUCUCAACCCAGUGACUUGAAGUGAACUCAACUUCAAAAAGGAUCAGGGACUUCAAAAAUGACUUUAGAGUCUUAUAAGCAGUCAGAGG
Messenger RNA from Sebastes umbrosus (honeycomb rockfish), 2977 nucleotides. RefSeq names its product serine/threonine-protein kinase/endoribonuclease IRE1-like. NCBI's taxonomy places the organism in Eukaryota, Metazoa, Chordata, Actinopteri, Perciformes, Sebastidae. Gene Ontology annotation, cellular component: IRE1-TRAF2-ASK1 complex. Gene Ontology annotation, biological process: IRE1-mediated unfolded protein response; intrinsic apoptotic signaling pathway in response to endoplasmic reticulum stress; mRNA processing. The transcript has 7 exons. Gene Ontology annotation, molecular function: ATP binding; protein serine/threonine kinase activity; RNA endonuclease activity. The record is from RefSeq and is a predicted model, not a curated record. Bases 145 to 2913 code for a protein of 922 amino acids.